Molecule: messenger RNA, 124 nt
Organism: Acaulospora morrowiae
Lineage: Eukaryota; Fungi; Glomeromycota; Glomeromycetes; Diversisporales; Acaulosporaceae
Source: the annotation of a GenBank genome assembly
AUUUUGUGCAACGGUCCCAUGAUUCGUCGAAUCUCGAUAUCAACGAGUAUUGUCGUAAUCAUUGCAUGUGGGGUGCUCUCCCCAUACCGGUUUUUAAUGCUUUUGCGGCACCUCAUGAUUUACC